AUGGCGGACGCGGAGCCGGAGGCUGAGGGCGGCAGCGAGGAUGGCGGCGGCGGCCGGGCUCCUCCCGGCCAGAGCGACAGCGCCGCCCGCGUGGCCCCGCUGGGCCCCGAGCAGCUGCGGCGGGUCCUGGAGCAGGUGACGAAGGCGCAGCCGCCCGCCGAGCCGCUGCCUUUCGUGCUGCAGGACGCGGCGCGGCGGCUGCGGGACGCGGCCCAGCAGGCUGCCCUGCAGCGGGGCCCGGACGCCGAGCCCCCGCGCCCGCCGCGCCUGCUGCCGCCCCAGCAACUAGAAGCCAUUUGUGUCAAGGUAACAUCUGGAGAAACUAAAGGCCAGGAAAGGCCAAUGCCCCUUCUGGCCACCAUCCAGCCCAAAACAGCAAGACAGAGCCAGCCUCCCGGCACGAAUUCCAGCCUGAUGGGGCUCUGCAUCGCCAGCCCUCAGCUGCUCAGGGUGCAGCCCCUCGUGAGAACCAGUCCCCAGCCAUGCUUCCUGAGUGACUCGGCUCAGCCUCCUGCUCAGGUGUUUGUACAGAGACCACUGCCUGCCCUCCAACCAGUCCCUGCGAAGAGCAUCCCAGCCCCCAAGCCCCCAAACGGACAGGGUUCCACGUUGGCCCCUUUGUCAGCCUCUGACCCGCCGGCAGUAACAUCUGUUUCAUCCAGUUCAGCUCAUUUAUUUAUUUCCAACUCACAUACAAAACAUACUGAGAAACUAAAAAAAUCUUUAAAAGUGAAAACACGUUCUGGACGGAUAUCUCGACCUCCCAAAUAUAAAGCUAAAGAUUAUAAAUUCAUAAAAACAGAGGAUUUGGCUGAUGGUCAUCCGUCAGAUUCUGACGAUUAUUCAGAACUGAGUGUGGAAGAAGAUGAGGACCAGAGGGACAAGCAGGCGCUCUUUGACUUAUCAAGCUGCUCUCUGAGGCCCAAAACUUUUAAGUGUCAGACUUGUGAAAAAUCCUACAUAGGAAAGGGGGGACUUGCGCGGCAUUUUAAACUUAAUCCAGGCCAUGGCCAGCUGGAACCUGAGACGGUGCUGUCUGAGAAGGCCAACGGGAGCAUGAUCCCGGGGCGCCUGGAGGAAGGAACCGUUGGCCUGACUGCGCCAGAGCGGUCCCCACCACCUGUGGUACGGGGACCAGGAGCUGUCUCCUGCUGUGCCACAGGGACAGAGUCAGCAUGGGGUAACUUGCAGAAUGGCCAGUCUGUAGAAUCUGAAGAGGCGCUGGUGUCUGAACCAGAAAAUGGAAGUCCUUCUGCUCUUUGGGGAUCAGAGAGACACCUAGGACCUGGAAGUGGAUACUCCGAGACCUCUGCAGAGUCCAGGACAGCUGUCCUCCAGCAGAGAGGAGUGGCUCAGCCACACGGGAGCCCUGCUGUGGCAGAGGGACAGAGCGCAUCCAAGGGCAAAGCCAGGCUCAAGGAGUUUCUGCAGCAGUGUGACCGGGAGGACCUGGUGGAGUUGGCUCUGCCUCGGCUGGCUCAGGCUGUGACUGUGUAUGAAUUUCUUCUGAUGAAGGUUGAAAAAGGUCAUCUAGCAAAGCCUUUUUUCCCUGCUGUGUAUAAGGAAUUUGAAGAGUUGCAUAAAAUGGUUAAGAAAAUGUGUCAAGAUUAUCUCAGUACUUCUGGUUUUGCCCCUCCAGUAAAUGGGAAUGCCUCUCCCCAUUCUGAAGAAAGCCAUACGGUGACGGUUUCUGAUAGCAAUAGAAGCAUCCUACAUGCGGGCCAGCAGCUUAAGGCAUUUGCCGACUUAGAAGCCAGGAGUGGGUCUGCGGGCCCUGCCCUCUUGUGCCGAGAUGUUGGUGGACCAGUUCUUUAUGCUCACUUAGGAGAGCCCAGGUGUCUGACCCAGGCACAGGUGGCAGCAUUUCCUGAAGAGAGUGCUCCAGAACAUUCUUCAGACCAGGAUGCCAGGGACAGCCUAAGGAGCCCAGGUGUCUGCAGCACCUUGUCAUCAGGGGAAGGGGUGGAGUCCGUGCUGCCUGGCGGGUCUGGAAGCGCAGAAGCAGGAAAUCUCCACGAGAUGCGCGACUCCCAUCUGAACUGCCAGCGGUCCAGCCCCAGCGGCGUCCUGCUUACAGAGGUUGCAGCCCCUCCACCUGAGAAAAUUCUGUCUCUGAACAGUGUGCCAGCGGACUGCACCUACAGGACUGUGUCUGAGCCUGGGCUUCAGCCUGGCCCAGAUGGAUCCCUGUCCACUGAAGGGGGUCUCCGCAGGAGCCACCUGGGGGACCUGCACCGGUUCCCCUGUGGGGUGGAGGUACAUUCUGGCCAGAGAGAACUGGAGGGUGUGGUUGCCAUAGGCGAGGCCGUGGCUUUUGAAAUUACCAAUGGGUGCCACGAGUUAUUGUCUCAGGGACAGGAGCAGAUUUUUAUUCAGACUUCUGAUGGGCUCAUCUUGUCCCAUACAGGUACAAUAGUGUCUCGGGAGGAGGACAUUGUCAUAGUAACCAAUGCAGAGGCGCCUGCCCUGCAGAUGGGCCCCCCAGGAGUCCCUCUGGAAGAUGUGGAGUCAUUUCUCACCGUGGAGGCAGAGCCCUCACAGUGAAAAGGAGUCAGAUCCUAGAUUUGUGUGUAUUUUAUCCAGAGAAGGUCUAUUUCAAGCAAUGUAUAUUUUUCUAAUGUGAACACUGAUACAAAUGAACCUUAAUUUAUAAAGAAUGAUGUCUUUCUAC
Molecule: messenger RNA, 2671 nt
Organism: Propithecus coquereli (Coquerel's sifaka)
Lineage: Eukaryota; Metazoa; Chordata; Mammalia; Primates; Indriidae
Gene: ZNF839
Product: zinc finger protein 839
Exons: 6
Coding region: 1-2544 (847 amino acids)
Source: RefSeq, a predicted model, not a curated record